This is a messenger RNA of Callorhinus ursinus (northern fur seal), 3877 nucleotides long. RefSeq names its product solute carrier family 16 member 3 (gene SLC16A3). Gene Ontology annotation, cellular component: basolateral plasma membrane. The record is from RefSeq and is a predicted model, not a curated record. NCBI's taxonomy places the organism in Eukaryota, Metazoa, Chordata, Mammalia, Carnivora, Otariidae. Gene Ontology annotation, biological process: transmembrane transport; monocarboxylic acid transport. Gene Ontology annotation, molecular function: lactate:proton symporter activity.
GCAAAACGCUUUUGCUCCAAACCUGGAGGCCCCACCCAUUCCCUGCCCUUGCUGAGAAACCUCCCUUUGAGGACGGGCUGGUGUGGGGAACCGGGAGGGUUUUAGCCUGGCUGGCACCCCAGGCUGGGGUUUAGCUGGGAGGAAAGUGUCUGAAGAACCCUCUGGGGCCUCUAGGGGUGGGUGGGCGCGACAGCCAUGCUCCCCAUGUGGGCCUCCGGUGGCUCACACAGGUCCUGGCCGCUAGGCUGUGGCACCUACUCCUCUACCCCCUCACCCUCCUGGGUGCUGGCUCGGGGGACGCCCUGGGUCCCACGGGUGGCCAGCAUCUGUCUCCUGAAGCCCAGGGCAGCCUCUGGGUGGGGGGUCCAGCCCUGGUGAGCAGCAGAUGAGCAGAGAGCGGGGCAUCAGAGGCUGGGGGCUCCUGUUCCUCUGGUGAGCGCCGGCUGUGGCUGGUGCAGCCCAAGGAUGUCUCAGAGGGGGCCCCGGGUUCUUCUGUGACCCUGGGGUUACAGAGCUGAGCUGCUGCUAAUUUUUGGUUUCAGACACACUUCCCGCUUUGGCCUUUGCAUGACCCACUUACUUUAUUUUUAAAAAAUCGAUAAACGUCUGUAAACCCAUAACCCAUGACAAGCCAGAGUUGUGGGGACAACUAGCCCCUCAGGGCCCCCAAGGCCCCCACCCCUGUCCUCUGACCUGGGUCUGGGGUUUGUGCUUUCUGUCUUAAACAGUAUCACUGCAUCCUGACAUAUUCCUAAGAUGUAUUCGGGGGGUUUUUAUUAAGUCUCCCUGCUGCUUGUACCUCAGGAACCUUUGAAGCUUGACGCUAACGAGGGUAGGGGAUACCUCUGCUUGGUGUCCACACCCUGUGAGUUUUGGCUGUGGGAUGGCGCUCGCCCCCGUGUUCCAUCCCAGCCUCGGGCACAUGGCUGCAGUCUGAGGCAGGGAUCUGGAGGGCAAAACCCGGGGGUGAGGCCAGACUAUCCAGGCAGAGUCCAGUCCUGGGUUCCAGGGAUGCCUUAAAUGCAAAAAUGGGCCACCUGGGGGGGCUGUGGGCAUGUCUGCAGGAGGACCAGAGGCUUCCUUGGUCUGGGUGCCCCCCGGGGGCUGCGCAGCCCUUGGCCUCAGUAACACCCUGCAUCUUGCUCUCCGGUCCACGAGCCUUCUGGGCACUCGGGAGAGCCGGUGGGGAGGGGGGCCGUGCCAAAGGGCAUGGGGUCUGGGAGCCCAGGGAGAGGAGAGCUUGUCUCUUGGGUUUCCCAGACGCGGUGCCCGUGGCUGUGAAGCCUGGCCCAGCCUGGGGUGGGAGCCGGGGCCGCGCUCUGCUCCAGUGGGCUGCGUCGGCCUGCAGCCAGCUGGCUCCUGGGGACCCGUCAUCUAGCGGAGGUUCUCUUCGACAGCAGCCGCUGCUUGGAAUCACCCAAACACCCCUAACACAUGACACACCCCUGAAUUGGAGUCCAGACCCCCCCCCCCCCCGCCCAGGCAACAGAGUCGGGUGCAGGGCACCUGUGGCUGUGAUGCUGGGGGCAGGGUGGAGGCUGGGGGGGUUACUCUCCACAUCCCUCCUCCCCCUCCGCUGACCCUGCACUCCCAGGGGCUGGGCACUGAGGCCCUUGUCCUCACUCCAAAGUCCUGCCCUAGGCUCGAGGCCUGGCACACAGAAAAUGGGCCACCCAGGGGGCUUGGUAAGGUCAAGGAUGAUGUCGGGAAGGGGACGGGGGGUGGAGCCAGGUGGCUGGCACUGGGGCUGUGCAGUCUCCUGGUUGGGACGUUCCUGGACAUCCGGGUAGGUGGAGCGUUUACACCACAGACCUGGCAAAUGCUCCCCAUCGGGGCUUAUUUCCCCCAGAACUGGUCUUUCGCACACGCUGGUGGGGAGUGGCCAGGCUGCAGCAGGCAGCGGAGCGGGCUGGACCCAACAGGCCCAGGCCCCGGGGGCUGCCCUCCCUUCCCCACACCUGCACUGAGGAGGCACUCUUCUGGAAACAGCCUCUGUCUGGGACGCACAACCCGCUCUCCUGGCCAUGGGUGGUGCCGUGGUUGACGAGGGCCCCACAGGCAUCAAGGCCCCUGAUGGGGGCUGGGGCUGGGCCGUUCUCUUUGGCUGCUUCGUCAUCACGGGCUUCUCCUACGCCUUCCCCAAGGCGGUCAGCGUCUUCUUCAAGGAGCUCAUGCGUGAGUUUGGAAUCGGUUACAGCGACACAGCCUGGAUUUCCUCCAUCCUGCUGGCCAUGUUGUAUGGGACAGGCCCACUCUGCAGCGUGUGCGUGAACCGCUUUGGCUGCCGGCCCGUCAUGCUCACGGGUGGCCUCCUGGCGUCCCUGGGCAUGGUGGCUGCGUCCUUCUGCAGAAGCAUCAUCCAGCUCUACCUCACCACUGGGGUCAUUACCGGCUUGGGUUUGGCGCUCAACUUCCAGCCGUCACUCAUCAUGCUCAACCGCUACUUUAACAAGAGGCGCCCCAUGGCCAACGGGCUGGCAGCCGCGGGCAGCCCUGUCUUCCUGUGCGCCCUGUCCCCACUGGGGCAGGUGCUGCAGGACCACUACGGCUGGCGGGGCGGCUUCCUCAUCCUGGGGGGCCUCCUGCUCAACUGCUGCGUGUGCGCCGCGCUCAUGAGGCCCCUGGAGGCGCCCAGGCCGGGUUCGGGGCCUGCGCCCCAGCGGCCAUCCCGGCGGCUGCUGGACCUGAGUGUCUUCAGGGACCGUGGCUUUGUCAUCUACGCCAUGGCCGCCUCCAUCAUGGUGCUGGGGCUCUUUGUGCCCCCCGUGUUUGUGGUGAGCUACGCCAAGGACCUGGGUGUGCCCGACACCCAGGCUGCCUUCCUGCUCACUGUGCUGGGCUUCGUCGACAUCUUUGCGCGGCCCACCGCCGGCUUCAUCACAGGCCUUAAGAAGGUGCGGCCCUACUCCGUCUACCUCUUCAGCUUCUCCAUGUUCUUCAAUGGCUUCACUGACCUCACGGGGUCCACAGCCAGCGACUACGGAGGCCUGGUGGUCUUCUGCAUCUUCUUCGGCAUCUCUUACGGCAUGGUGGGGGCCUUGCAGUUCGAGGUGCUCAUGGCUAUCGUGGGCACCCAGAAGUUCUCCAGUGCCAUUGGCCUUGUGCUACUGCUGGAGGCCAUCGCUGUGCUCAUUGGGCCCCCAUCAGGAGGCAAGCUCCUGGAUGCGACGCACGUCUACCAGUACGUGUUUGUCCUGGCAGGGGCCGAGGUGCUGGCCUCCUCCCUCGUGCUGGUGCUGGGCAACUUCUGCAUUAGGAGGAGGCCCGAGGCGGCCGUGGAGGAAGAGGAGCGCCACAAGCCCCCCGCAGACGUGAGGGUGGACUCUCGGGAGGUGGAGCACUUCCUGAAAGCAGAGCCCGAGAAAAACGGGGAGGUCGUUCACACCCCAGAAACAAGCGUCUGAGCCCAGGAGGCCAGUGGGGGUGACGGAACCGGACAGAGACUUCAACGCUCAUGUUUAUUUCACAAACAGGACUAGCUUGGCCGUCCGUGUUUCUCCAGGGAGGUGGUGGGCUGGGAACCGUGUCAUUCCAAACUGUGGUGAAGCCGAGCCGCGAGGUUAUGAGCCGUCUGCACCAGGGAACCAGCCUGCUGACCCUGGAGCAGCCUGGUGCCCACCGCUGAGCUCAGGGACCUAGAAACCCAUGCUUCAGAGACAACACAGUGGGCAUCAGAGGGCAAGGCUGGGGAGAGCCGGCCGAGCGGCACCGUCUCGGGAGGGGGCCUCCCCAAGCGGCUGGCUGCGCCCCAUCCUGCCGUCUCCACCACGGCACCCCAGCCCGCCCCUUGCAGGGUGCCUGGGGAACCAAACUCCCUCCCUUUGCCUCUGAAGGUCUGAAAUAAACCUGCGUGUGGGAGGAGCCAUCUUGGAAGGAA